CCGUUUCGUCUUCAACUAUGAUUUCAUCAAAGUCAGCCCCAAUUCAUCUAUACUUUACUAAAACAAACCUUACAAAAAAAGAGUUGAUGUCAGAAAUUGAGCUCCUGAAUACAAAAGUUGAGCACUUGCAAGAAGAACUUGAGAACUUAAAAAAUCUUAGCACCAUGAAUCACAACUGCCUAGAAGAAAAAAAUAAAAACUAUGCUCUUCUCCCAGCUUCUCAAGAACGAAAACUCCUUGCAACAGUUAAGAGAAUUGGAAGAAUGCUGAAUUGGGCUGACUUUGAUGAAAUCAUAGUUGAAGACGAAACGGCUGCAAAUGUAAGUAAUGAUAA
This is a messenger RNA of Racocetra persica, 334 nucleotides long. NCBI's taxonomy places the organism in Eukaryota, Fungi, Glomeromycota, Glomeromycetes, Diversisporales, Gigasporaceae. The record is from the annotation of a GenBank genome assembly.